AUUUCAGAAUACGGAGAUGGGAGCCAGCACAAAUGAGGUCCAGGCAUUUUUUAAGGGGUAGAGUGAGAUCAGGAGUCACCCUGUUUCUUCCCUCCACACCCAGACACCACGCAGCCCUGGCCUGUGAAUCACUGAUUCAAAAGGGCCAUGCAGUUAGGCAAAGGUGCAGAACUGGUAUGGGGCUGGAGGGACACGCAGGUGGCAUGACGGCCAUUUGGGUGACAGCGAGAGGAAGCAGCGCUGCUCACUCCUUCUCCAGUCCAGGGCCCCGUGAUGGAUUUCACCUUGGACAUUUGCCUUUGGAACGGUUGCUCCUUGCCAAGAGCACUCCCCCAGAGACAGAUGGAGAAGGAGACAGCUCCAUGGUUCCCGUUCUGGGACUGGCCUUUCGCCUCCUGCCUCCCACAGCUCAGGUGGAGAGAGGAGGGCCCUGCCCUUACCAACUGGAGAGCAUCAGGGCAGCUGUUGUGGAGCCUGGUCCAUCCCGAGCACUCCAGCGUUCCAUUUCAAGGGUCUCUUCCUGGCUCCCCUCCCACCGUCAUUCCUUUGAGAUAAUGUGGCCUUGGGAUCAAGGCGUGGAGAGCUGCCAGCUACUGCCACCUGACACAAAGCCUCAUCACCCUUGCGUGUUUCUCUCUCCCCUCUCCGUCCUCGCCAUGGGAUCACGUUGUGGGUCAUUAUUUCCUUUCACCAAGGUAGGAGCAGAGGGAGAGAGGGCUGGAAAAAGAGACCUCUCCCUUUGCUAACUGAUGAGGAAGAAGCAUGUGGUCUGAGUGGGCCUGCCCCUUGCCUAAUUUUUGCCCAAUUUUUUGGCCUCUGGAGUCCCUGGUAGACUUCUUAACUUCUUGAGCACAAGGUUACCAUGUGUCUAAUUGCUCAGCUCCAUUUAGAGUGGUGGAGGGAAACUGGUAUCAAUGAAUGAAUGAAUGAAUCGAUGGAUGGUUUAAUGACAGCUUGGAGAACCAACUGGGGUUUGAGCAAGAAACAGGAAGAGAAGGCCAACAUCUUUUAGCUCACCGAAUACUUUCAUGCCCCUUGGGAAGAAGAAAAAUGGAUAUGGGAAAGGCAGAGCAUGGAAGAGCUUAAAUUGAGCAUAAAGGACAUAAAACUAGAUAAGUAAGAUCAGAAAUAAAAGAUGAGUCAUCAUCGAAUCCAAACCUUUACAUUUUCAGCAGAGGGUGCCAAAACCUCAAGGGGAUAGUGACUUCCUUAAAAUCACAGAACCAGAGUGAAGACUGGGGUCUUUUGACUUUUUUUUUUUCUGUCCCUGACAAAAUGUUGCUCUUUUCUUCUCCAUACUUUCAUAUUUUCAAACUCAUUUAUUCCAGAAAAUUAUCUGCCUUCUAACCUGGGGCUCCUCUUUUUUGAUCUAAAGAAGUUAUCCAAACUUACCUUGAGCUUACUGUCCUUGAGGCCAUUUUGGCCUUUGUUUUGUGGCCUCAAAGCUGCCCUCACUUAGAAAGGAUGAGUGACGGUAGCAGAAGCCAGCCAAGCAGGGCCAGUUUCUCCCCAGGCUGGCCCCAUGAAAGGUUUGGCUUGGGUUCUCACCAGGGUCCACAAGUCUUGCCUCCUAGAGGUUUGGUCCAGUGGUCUGCAGUCCUGAGAAUUUAUGCCGUCUCAAACAGAGGUUUUCAGACCUUGCCUGAUGAUCCAGGGACUGGAACUGAACACACGUUGUACCCCGUUAUAGCAACUUGGGUGUCCCAAACAGGACCCAUCACUUCCAAGUCCCAGGCUAGGAUUUUCUAACCAAGUAUAUAGUUAGAGGAAAAUUUAAUCCACAUGUAUCCGACUCACUGAUCUCUAAAUCAUCCUAGAGUUUGAUUCUGGGAAUGGUUUGAUGUGUACUCUGCUUUUUUUCAACUUUUGGAUCAGUGCACUGGCCAAGACAUAAUAAAUAGCAACCCUGAGAGAGAGAAGGAAGCUUCAAGUAGAGGCAUGACCUGCAGGCUCUUCCCCUCGUCCCAGCUGGAGACAGGCGCCCAGCAGGAGCAGAGAGUAGGCCAGAAGCCCAGAAAUAUGCCUUAGGUUAACCUCACCCUCAGCCUCCUCUUCUGCUUGUAUUUCUGGGAUGCAGAGCCUGACUAGGGAAAAAUCACUCAGCCUAGAAGAUGGUGACACCACAGAUUUAUGGCAUCCGAUCUUUGUUGCACCCUCCAGGGUACACACUAAUCCCAGCUUGUGAUUCCUACUGUCAUCCAAGGUCAUUCCAGGCCUUUUCCACUCUUCUGGAGAUCUCGAGCACUCUUUUGCAACAAUUUCUCAUUUUGAAAAGAAAAAGGAGUCCAUCAGGAAAGAAUUUCCUCCAUUGCCUGUGACGCUCUACAAACCUCCAUGCCUCAGCCACCCUCCUUUUCCAUGAGGGCUCCCUCUCAGGGCUGGUUCCUCAGAUCUUGCCCUAGUAAUCCUCCUUCAUGAAAACCUCAGAGUCUCAGAGUCUGUUUCUGCUGAUGUGAGCUAAGUAUAUUUCAGGAAGAGGGGCAUGUCAUCGGGAUCCAUUUCUUCCUGUGUUCUCCGGAACCUUGCUCUAAGAUCCUGUCUUUCAUCCUGAGUUUUUUCUGAAUCUUUAAGCUCCACCUCUCCUUAGCAUAUAUACUCAUUCAAGUAUUUCCUGUACUAAAAAUAAAAUGAAACCUUCCUUC
Molecule: messenger RNA, 2642 nt
Organism: Pongo pygmaeus (Bornean orangutan)
Lineage: Eukaryota; Metazoa; Chordata; Mammalia; Primates; Hominidae
Exons: 3
Coding region: 33-746 (237 amino acids)
Source: RefSeq, a predicted model, not a curated record